Molecule: messenger RNA, 692 nt
Organism: Pseudogymnoascus destructans
Lineage: Eukaryota; Fungi; Ascomycota; Leotiomycetes; Thelebolales; Thelebolaceae
Exons: 2
Coding region: 1-564 (187 amino acids)
Source: RefSeq, a predicted model, not a curated record
AUGGCACCCUACGAUACGACCCCCAUCCCACCAACCAGGACGCAUCGGCGCGCCACCAUCGUCGAUAGGGUAGCAUCAUGGACGCCACCACCGCGAUCAGCCACCGUUGCACUGCGCGAGCGACCCCUUACUGUACGCAUCGCCGUUGUGCCGCUGCAGAGCAGAACGAACAGCAGGGCAGCAGGUCGGCCCUGCUUGAAUGCGAUGCGCGGCGAUGCGAUGCAUCACCUGCCGCAGAAACAAGCAGGAAACCAUGACGUCGCUCCCCUCCCCGCAACCAACCCACCUUCACAGCCCGCCAUCACACACUGUCAGCGGCCCAUCACCGGGCAACACGCUCGGAUCAACCACGAUAACCCAGCAGGGGGCGGGACCUUCCGAAUCGGCGAGCACGCCGACGGCGAGGUGAAGUUAGUUCAGCUGAGGCUCAGCGACCGAGCUACCGGCCGGGCCAUCGCAACCCCGUCUGGGCAAGCUGGGGUAUCCGUCCCCGUCCCCCUACCCUUGCGUGGUAGUGGCCUCGGCGGCGACCAGGGCGGCGAACGAGCGGGGUCGCGCACGUAGCUGUGCUGGGGUGUAUUUGAGAUCUUCGAGACACGCGCUAUACCCGACGCGUUGUAUUUCUUCCAAUUCUGGUGCAGGGGAGAUUAACCCUGGCGUAGUGGUGUCUGUUACUAGUGUUUUAGUAAUGA